Messenger RNA from Symphalangus syndactylus (siamang), 1067 nucleotides. It is a transcript of the gene TGIF2LX, whose product is annotated as TGFB induced factor homeobox 2 like X-linked. Gene Ontology annotation, biological process: regulation of DNA-templated transcription. The record is from RefSeq and is a predicted model, not a curated record. Gene Ontology annotation, molecular function: DNA binding. NCBI's taxonomy places the organism in Eukaryota, Metazoa, Chordata, Mammalia, Primates, Hylobatidae.
AACUAGCUCAGCUGUUACCAACUCUGUUAGCAAGGCUGUUUUUCUUCCUCGGAAACAACAGUAAAGACACGCCUCUUUGAAUAUGGAGGCCGCUGCGGACGGCUCGGCUGAGACCCAAAGCCUGGUGGAAAAAGACAGCCCGGCGAAGACCCAAAGCCCAGCCCAAGACACCUCAACCAUGUCGAGAAAUAGCGCAGAUACAGGUAAAGUUCUUGCUUUACCAGAGCACACUAAAAAGCCCAAGGGAUACUUGCCAGCCGAGUCCGUUAAGAUCCUCCGCGACUGGAUGUAUAAGCAUCGGUUUAAGGCCUACCCUUCAGAAGAAGAGAAGCAAAUGCUGUCAGAGAAGACCAAUUUGUCUUUGUCGCAGAUUUCUAACUGGUUUAUCAAUGCUCGCAGACGCAUUCUCCCGGAUAUGCUUAAACGGCGUGGAAACGACCCCAACAUUGGCCACAAAACGGGCGAAGAUGCCCAUGCCACCCACCUGCAGAGCACCGAUGCGUCUGUGCCGGCCAAGUCAGGGCCCAGUGGUCCAGAAAAUGUCCAAAGCCUGCCCGUGUGGCCCUUGCCAAAGGGCCAGAUGUCAGGAGAGAAGCUACCAGAUCCGGAGUCGGCCCCUAGCCAGAACCCCACCGUGAUAGCCCAGCCAAAGAAAAAGGUCAAGGUUUCUGUCACCUCCCCGUCUUCUCCAGAACCUGUGCCUCCAGAGGAGUACCCUGACUUCAGCAGCUUCCAGCUGCUUGUCGAUGCAGCAGUACAAAGGGCUGCCGAGCUGGAGCUAGAGAAGAAGCAAGAGCCUAAUCCAUAAUUGAUGAUGUUCCAAAAACCCAAGUAGUCAGUCCCUUAUGUGCUGUGGUAAACCUGUUUAUGUUCACCCCAACUUAUUUGUAUGCUUACCUUUUAUAGAGGGAUCUUUCUUUCUAGUGGUUUUAUGAGAACGAAUCUUAAUUAUUGGGACUAAAUUCUGUCAGAUAUUUCAGAGUUUCCAGGUGAAAGACAAUAAGGUGCCAUCAUGAUGAACACUGCAGGAAAGAUCUCUUAACUCUCCUUCCCCCUGUAUUUGAACU